UUCGGCGGCGAGAACUGCCGAGUCAUCGCCGCGGUCUUCGUCUGCAACUUUGUCGACUGCCGAGGUUGAUGAAGACCUGGUACGUGUCGACGUGUUGCGACUGCUGCAUAUUGUGUUGACAGAUGACUCACUUGGUGCUUGUUGCUCGCGGCUGUUGCAUUCCACCUCCGGUGUUGAGCGUUACCUCGCUCAUGGUCACGCUCCGUCGUCGGUACCAGCGCCAUUCUCUCCAUUGACGCCUACUCCAACUCUUCCCGUCCCGACAGCUCCGUCGACACCAUUCCUAGCGUCGUCUCCGCCGUCCGAGUCCCCGGCUAACAUCGCGGGGUUGGCGUCCAUGCUGGAAGAAUCGUCAGCUGAAUGUUCGGAGCGAGUCACCGCUGUGCUGGGUCCUCGCCUGGAGACCGUCGUUCGGACGAUGCACCUGGAGCCUUCCAUUCGUGGCGAUCGUCACGUGCGCACCCGCUUGCAGCGCGCGCAGUCUCUGGACGAGGUAGCUGCUGCUGCUGUUCCAGUCAACGAGGUCAACGGCGACAAUACCUCGGAGAUAGCUAAUCUCCGCGCUCGAAUCUCCUCUGGCUCAGCUGCCGGGGAGAGAAACUUGCGAAGGAAGUCAUGCUCCAUGAGAACACGAAACAGUUCCGCGGGAUAUCGGUAAAAGAGCUCGAGGCAACCAAGCAAAGUCUCCGGCGUUCUCAGGAAGUAGUUGCCGGAUAUUAUCGAGAGAACACGGUCCUCAAGACCCUUGCCGAAAACCAUCAAGAGGUGUACGACAGGCUGGAGAACCGGGCCAAGAGUGCUGAAGCCACCACGAAGCAGCUCCGGCAACAGCAGGACUCGACGGCCGAGGUGUUCAAGGCUGCUGUUGCUGGGCACACUGCCCAGUCGCGUCGUCUGCAUGAGUUUCUGGCCCAGGCGGACGUGGCCGAGGACUCCGAGUCAGCCCGUCUUCGGCGGCGCAACGCCGACCUCCGCGAGCAGGUGAAGCGGCUGACCUUGGCCAACCGCACUCUCCGCGCUCGGGUGAAGCUGGAGGCUAUGGAUCCAGAUGUCUUGACGCUUGUAGUUGAAGGUUCGUUCCCUCUGGACGUGUCAUCCCUUGUGUACCGUGACUAAUCGUGUUGUUCGUCAUCUCGAUCAGGUCUUUCAUCUGGUGAGCUAGACUGGAGCUUGUUGAAGCUCAGUCAGGAGACACGUGACGCUCUCGUCGGGACAUUGAAUUCUGCCGAUUCUUUGGAACCCGUCGCCGUCACUGCCAAUCGGUUGGCCCGGGCCGCUCAUGACACCGGUCCGGAUCCCAGCGAGGUCUCGCCAAG
Phytophthora sojae is the source of this 1316-nucleotide messenger RNA. RefSeq lists its product as hypothetical. The annotation marks the transcript as partial. The record is from RefSeq and is a predicted model, not a curated record. The transcript has a single exon. Lineage: Eukaryota; Oomycota; Peronosporomycetes; Peronosporales; Peronosporaceae.